GGUGGAGUCGUGUGGACGAUCCUCGGCCCGUUGCGUUGCCCCAAACACUCCACAGACAUCAGUUCCGCUUCCGCCUCCGGUCUCCCCACCCCGCUUCCCGUUUUAAUUUUUGAAUUCCCCAUCCGGGCAUCCGGCAAUCCCCAUCCGGGCAUCCGGCAAUCCCCAUCUGGCCAUACCUCCCCAACCGCAUUCACUCAGCUCGCCUCCGGCGUUGCCUCGAAUCCCCACGCGGCGGCGGGGCCGCCAGACCGACGCGCGGCGCCCGCCCCCCUGCGUCGUAUGGACGCCGCCGACCCCCUCUGCGCCAUCUCUUCUCCGAGGCGACUCCUUCCCCGGACUCUCGGCCCCGAUGGCCCAGCGGCCUCCCCCUCGAAGGCCCGCGAGGUGCUCCUCGAGGCCAUCUCCCGCGCCCGACAGCUGAAAGGAUCCAAGGAGCUGGUUGAGCAGGCCAGAAUGGUGUUGAAAGGACAUGGGGAUAUCCAGAUGCUCUACCAUGAUGAUGGAGUGAAAGCCUGGGGCCCUGCAAAUGGCAAGAAAGAUCAGCAGGGAAGAAGGCCAGGGCUGGAUCGCAAACGUGGUCGGUUCACUCACAUGGCCCCGGAAAGCAAGGGGGUACCUGCUGUUGAUCGCUCUAAUGUAUUGAAGAUUAAGGAUCCAAACGAAUACUACAAAAACUUGGAUGAUCUUGAAGAGGCUGAGAAGGAGAUAAGACGGCUAAAUGGUGAGGUUGUAGAUGACAUAACAAUGAAUUUUGAUCCUGUAGUAGCACCCAAGAGACUUUCUACUUUGCUGGGGAGAAAAUCACUCCGUACUUUCAAGUUGAUUGACGAUGCUGAUCCUCAAGAUCCAAUUGAGAUAUCAGCUUCCCAAACAGGAACUGUGACGGGAUCUCAGCUCUCGCAAGAUGAUGCACAUGCCUCCGCUGCAGGAAAAAAUGAACAGUUUGUUCCUUCAAGACCUGAUUCAUUAGCUGAGAAGGAUAGAGACGAUUUGUCUUAUUUACUGACCUCGCUCCAAAAUAUGGAUGAACCUGAUGAGGAAGAAUUUUUCCGAAAGACCUUAGGGAUUGGCAAAAUAAGGAAAGAAAAAAUUUGUCUUCGUAACUCUAUUCCUGGUGAUAGAUCCCAAAGAAGCAAUACUGUAGGGAACAAUUCAAAGAGGGUUGCUCCUCCAGAAAGUUCUUUGCCUCAGAGUUACCAGAGUCGAGUUUCAGAGUUGGAGAAACAUUUAUUUCCUGGUGAUGCAGCAAAAGAUAAAAGUGCAGAUCUACAGGAAGAUGAUGAAUCUGAAGGUUCACCAGAUAUUGUGAUGGGUGAGCAACCAUUGGUGCAUGAUUCCUCUGAUGUUUUGAUGACUGAUGAGACCUUUACUGCAAUUGAAAUUGAUAAGGUAAACCCAAAUCUGAGUGUCAAAGCUGCAGAACCCAACAUGGCAGACUGUGCAGAAGAAAGGCAAACAGGAGGUUCCCCACUUGGCUUUUCUACUGCAAGUGAAUAUGAUAGGGAGACCCCAAAUCUGGGUGUCAAAGCUACAGAACAUGUUCUUGAUCCGGAACCAAGCUUGCCUGGUCAUGCAGAUGAAAGGCAAGCGGGAGUUUCCCCACUUGGUUUGUACAGCGAUACAGAAGUUGCCAAAGAAAAGGCUGCAUGCAGCAGGAGCAAUAUUUCUAUGGAGGAAGACAAUGUGCCAAUAGACCAUCCUAUUGAUAUGUCUAAUAAUGAAGUGGAAGUUUCUUCUUCUCAUCAUCUGGAAGGCAGCUCGGCAGAAGCGUUGAUCAGGACAUCAGUUAGAAAUGUGGCUUCAGAUGGUAUUGAUUGGGCGUCACAUGCAGCUGAGGACAACAUUCAACAUCUAGAAGCGGUCGAAGAGGAUGGUGUUAUACAAGAUAAGUCAAGUCAUCCAUCAGAAAUACCUCUAGAAGAUGUUGAUCAAGCGAAUCAAUCUCAGGUGCAUGGUGGAAACAAUAAGAAAUGAGCAGUUGAUCAGAGAAAAGCGCAGGCUCCGAUCAAAGAGAAGAAGCAACAAGCAGCUCACAAAGGGAAAAAGAAGCAACAAUCAAAGAGGAGCCAAAAAGUGGCAGCUGAAUCUAAUAACUCACUGGAAAUAUCCCAAGAAAAUUUUGAUUCAGAGAAUCAACCUCAUACGGAUGAGAACAUCGAGCAACAGACAGUUGCUACGAGUAGUGCUUUGUCGCCAAAGAAAGCUAAGGAGCAAAAGGGAGCUCAAAGGAGAAACAGGACCAGACAAUCAAAUCAAAGAAAAAGCCUCGGAGAUGCUGGCCUUGCGUGGCAGUCUGGAGUGAGAAGAAGCACAAGAAUACGAUCAAGGCCUUUGGAGCAUUGGCUUGGUGAAAGAUUCGUAUAUGGGCGCAUACAUGACACUAUGGCCACAGUUAUUGGCAUCAAAGCAUACUCUCCUGCUCAAGAUGGCAAGAAAACUUUGAAAGUGAAAUCUUUUGUGCCUCAACAGUAUUCCGAUCUUGUUGCUCAAUCGGCGAAGUACUGACGUGUUUGUCCCUGACAAGUCCUGGUCAGAUCGCCAUUUUCCUAAGAGGAUCUCGCAACUCAGCGACCUGUGUGACCUGCUGCACAAUGAAAUGCAGACAUGAUGUGAACUUGUAAAGUUAAAGACAUACUUCCUAUCGGAUGAUAGUAUGUGUCUGAAGUCUCGCUGUGAAAUGCCACUUUUGCAUGUUCAGGCAGGCAGUUCAGCUGUUGUGAACUUUGCAGUAGUAAAAUUAGCAUGGUGCUCGAUGCAUUGUAAGAACUGGCUUCCAUCUAUUUAAAGUUGAGAUGUUACUGGAGCUUUUGCUCCUGGGAUGA
Messenger RNA from Panicum virgatum (switchgrass), 2822 nucleotides. RefSeq names its product centromere protein C-like. NCBI's taxonomy places the organism in Eukaryota, Viridiplantae, Streptophyta, Magnoliopsida, Poales, Poaceae. Bases 280 to 1974 code for a protein of 564 amino acids. Gene Ontology annotation, biological process: kinetochore assembly; attachment of mitotic spindle microtubules to kinetochore; spindle attachment to meiosis I kinetochore. The transcript is spliced from 14 exons. Gene Ontology annotation, cellular component: kinetochore. The record is from RefSeq and is a predicted model, not a curated record. Gene Ontology annotation, molecular function: centromeric DNA binding.